Messenger RNA from Penicillium verhagenii, 426 nucleotides. RefSeq lists its product as uncharacterized. The coding region runs from base 1 to 426 and encodes 141 amino acids. NCBI's taxonomy places the organism in Eukaryota, Fungi, Ascomycota, Eurotiomycetes, Eurotiales, Aspergillaceae. The transcript is spliced from 2 exons. The record is from RefSeq and is a predicted model, not a curated record.
AUGCUCCGCCUAUCCAUUUCCGCCAUCUGCAUCGCCGCCCUAACAGCUCCAGCCUUAGCAAGCCAGCACGAUAUCUUCGGGAAGCGCGAGACGAUCGAAACCGGCUCCCCCCUCUACGAUUGCCACGAAGCAUGCGGCGAGGUCAUCCUGAUGGCCGAAGAGUCUAGCUAUUGCUCCAGCUCUAAUUACACCUCCGAUCUCAGCAGCUGUCUGAAAUGCGCCGAGACCUGCGGCAUUUGGCAGUACUACGGCACAGAGGUCAAGUCUGCUGCUGAAAAUUGUAGCGACUCGGCUACGCCUAGUUCGUCCUCUUCUGCGGGCUCUUGUGCGUCUACGACCGGCGCGGAGACGGCUACGAACGUGGCUGCUACCGCUACUUCGACUGCUGAGUCUGCUUCUGGUACUACCGUAUGUCGCGUUCUUUGA